Messenger RNA from Pangasianodon hypophthalmus (striped catfish), 1046 nucleotides. Its product is annotated as LITAF domain-containing protein-like. Gene Ontology annotation, molecular function: zinc ion binding. The transcript is spliced from 3 exons. The coding region runs from base 1 to 306 and encodes 101 amino acids. The record is from RefSeq and is a predicted model, not a curated record. Lineage: Eukaryota; Metazoa; Chordata; Actinopteri; Siluriformes; Pangasiidae.
AUGGUGUUUGUUCAGCCUUCCCCCCAUCAGGUUAUUCCACAGCAGAUGUUGGGUAGGACACUGGGUGAUGCUCCCACUGUGAUUAAUUGCCCGCACUGUCUUCAACAAAUUACCACCAGCGUGUCUUAUAAACCUGGAAAUGCAGCAUGGGCCAUGUGCUGCCUGCUUACACUGUUUGGGACGUCUACUGUUGGUUUCAGGCUCGUCUGUGGAUGUUGCAUUAUUCCCUGCUGCGUGAAAGAAUUCCAGGAUGCGCAUCAUUCAUGUCCGGCCUGUAACAGAUUCUUAGGGAUACACGUUCGCUAAAACACACACACGCACACACACACACAGUUUAUUACCAUCAUUGUAUUUACAUUGAAAAAUGAUUUGUAGCUAAUUUAUUCUAUCCUUGGACUUAAAGCAAGCAAUAACGUCAUUACUGAAAUAGAAAUCUUUCGGAUCAUGAUCUGUAAGAUUAAACUGAUAAAUGUGACGUGCUCAUGCAUUUUAUGUGGAUGCAGACAGUAGAAGCGUUUGAUGUGUUAAUGGGCGUAGAUAAAUGUAAUAAAUAAAUUUAUUCAGUUUUCCUUUGAGAUAAUUAAAGUAACAUGCUGGUAACAGUGGAAACUAACAAUUCUUAUGAAACGUCUUGAUAAACAAUACAUUUUCCUUUAUUUAAGCUUUGUGCCUACUUGUCCCUUAAUUCUCCUUACAAUCUGCGAUUAAAGACAAAAUAACUGAACAAUAUUUACUUGCAUUGCUACACUGCUGUUGAGACGAGGAUGUGAUAUAUUUUGAACAAUAGGCUGCAGAAAUGGAAAACAGCUGAUCCCUUGACACACACUCCCCCAGGCUUCCUGUUUCCUGUAAGCCUGCUGUUUGGUCAGAAAUGAAAGCUCCUGCGCUGUAGAGGGUGGAGUGGUGCAGUAAUGUAUGAGGAAUUCAAAAUCUGCUGGAAACUCACUCUUACUCUUUCUCUUAGAGCAAACACAAUUCCAAAACAGUAUUUUCCUAACUUCAGGUGACGGCUUAAAAUUCAAGUCCUGUUUCUUGCAGCCUGGAUG